Molecule: messenger RNA, 5882 nt
Organism: Selaginella moellendorffii
Lineage: Eukaryota; Viridiplantae; Streptophyta; Lycopodiopsida; Selaginellales; Selaginellaceae
Product: homeotic protein female sterile
Exons: 16
Coding region: 750-5600 (1616 amino acids)
Biological process (GO): regulation of circadian rhythm
Cellular component (GO): nucleus
Source: RefSeq, a predicted model, not a curated record
UCUCCUCCGCUCUUUGUUUGCCUUGGGCUGCGCUUGGUUUUGUGUUGUGUAGCCCACUCAUCUCUCAUUUCUCUUCUCCCUCCGCCUUCUCUCCCCAUUCAUUCAUUCUCCUCCUAGGUUAGGAAUCUCUUGAUCAAGAGCGUCCUGGGGAAGCAUCAAUCUCUGGCAGGCAUCGGCGCGCUAGGGUUUGAUCUGUGAAUCUCGGCGCAUCAGCAGCAGCGCCAGCGAGCGAUUCGAGAUUUGUAGCGGGGAGGAGCGAGCGGCAGAGUGCUCGCUGCUAAGGCCCCGAAUUGGCGAGGCUUGGAUCCGGCGGCAGCAGCGGCGGCACGCCUCCAUCGGAAGCUUCUUGUUGAUAUUCUCUCCAGUUUCUUGCUUCUUGUUGCCGCAUGGUGUGGAAUUCUUUUCUUUCGGGGCCAGCCAGGGGAUUCUCUGCCGCGAUGAGGAGCAUUGGCAGGGGCUAAUUCAGUUUCUUGACGGAUUUCCUCCACCGGGCCUCGAAAGCAUUCGUCGGCCUCGAAAUUUUCAGGGAGGAAAAAGAUUGGAAGCGAAUUCAUGGGGAGAUUGUGACGGCAAAUCGGCAUGGCUUCCAUGUCCAGAGGGCGUCCUGGCAGCGGUGAAGGAAUUCCAGAAAAGGGAGAGAGUUCGCCGAUGCAUCUCUUCUUGUGGUGUUCUUGGCCACCGGUUCUUCAGUUUUGACGGGGGCUAGUUUUUUUUCUUCUUCUUUUUCGUCCUCCUUAGAUUCAAGCGCUAUGAUGGACAGAGCAAGAGAAGGGCGAAGAACAGGCAGUAGUGGCCCAGUUUCUGCCCCUCGGCGGCCUCGCACGACUGGCUUCAAAGACUCUCCAGUUCAUGACGACGACGAAAUGAUAGACGAGGUCCAGAAUUCCAGGCUGCGCGAGAGGAUCAAGAAGGACAGCCUAGUGUCGGUCGUCUCCUCUGGAGCAACGCUGCGGAACAAGCGAAAGCGGCAAGAGGCGCCGGCGCCCAGCGCGGUGGAUGAGGCGGAGGAGAGCUCGGAUGACACGGAUGGAGCGACCGAAGAGGACGAUGAUCCCCCUCCUCCAACUAUUCCUCGGUGGCCUGGGAAGCCAAGGCCGAGCUCCAAGGAAGAGGGCAUUGGAUUAGAUCUUCCAGCGGUUCCUCGUAAAGCUCGCUCUGCAAUCGUGAAGCGACACCACGAGUCUCCACAGCUGCCAAAUGCCACAUCCCAUCACUCUUCCUCUCCCACGGCAACUCCUAACAUUCCUUCUUCUACGUAUACGAGUGGCGGAGCUGGGAAGCCCGGCCGUCGAAUGAAACCAAAUGGGUCAAAACCACGGCCAGCAAAAGCACCGAAGUCCUCGCCUGCUCCAAUAUCCGAGCAGGAGGUCGAAGUUGCCGAGGCUCUAUUCGAUUUGGCUAGAAUGGUGCCUAAUCUCCAAAAGAGCGAGAACAACAAGAUGGAUUCUCGGGCGGAAGCGAAGUUGGAUAAAGUUUCCGCUUCUCCUGCUAAAGCCGCGUCCUCCCCCGCUCAGCCUGGAACUCCUUUAUCCCCUCCCUCUCUCAAUAAUGUAACAUCACACCCUGCUGAAGCAUGCUCUGUUUCAGCACCUCGAAGAAAACGGCCUCGCAUAAGGCCACGAUCGGAUGAAGGAGGCUCGGCACCUGGAGGGCGCGUGGGGGUUGUUUCACUGGGCAGGGAACAUGAGCAAGGAGCUCGGAACGAGAGGAAAAUCGAUAACUUUUCCAAGUUAACCGGCACUUCUGCUCCAAGUCUUGCAGGGACCCCGGUAUCGGCGUCGGCUCAAGCUGCUGAGCCUUGUGAUACUGAAUUGAAGAAGGCUGACAUCGCACCUGAGGUGAAGACGAGCUUGGCCGAGCGAAAGAGUGCCGAAACAGUAACGAACGCUAAUGCGGAUCUGAAUAAGCGGAAGUUUUCAUCUGGCGAAAACAGGCCGGCGAAAUUUGAAAUUGAUCUUAUGGCCCCUCCAUCGACAUCUUUGCAAAAUGAUAGGCAAAAUGAUAUGGAGAGUUCUGAUACGGAUCGCAAGGAAAAUAUGGACGUUCAAGCUGGCGGCACGGCUGAACUAUACUGGCUAGAAGAGCGAGAGAGGUUGAAGGAAAAAGAUAAAGAGGAGCAGCGGGAUCAGAAAUUAGAUGAAAGCGAUACGAGGAAGGAGGCCGAACCGCAAGUAAAAGAUGAGAGGGAAUUUUUAGACCUCAAUAAGCAAGGAAUGGUGGGUAUGAGAUCCACCAAAGGCCUCAAGGUCGAUGCAAAGAACUCACAGAAGGCGGAUCGAUCAGUUUCCGCGGCUGUAGUGUCUGCUGCAUCAUCAUUCCUAAAUGCGACUACUGGUACUAGCCACACCGCGCCUGCUCGGGCGAAUUGGCCUGCAGGUUACUAUGCCCCUCCUCCCUCGGCUGUUGCGGCUGCAGCUGCUCAAGCAGCAGCACUUACCGGUACUUCUACCGAAGAAAACAAUGCUUCGCAUCCACAGAUAAUGCCAUAUCUAAGCGGUCGUCAUACGUGGAAACGUUGCGCUAUUCACGUUUUUAUCGCCCGGUUUAUUGAUCUUCAACAGCAAGUGGCUCGACACUCCUUAAUGGCAGCAACCUUAAGCUAUGGAGGAAAGCCGUACAAUCUCAACAUUCCUGCUGAUGCUGUCUUCGCAAAUGGCGGUAUUCUUCCUUCAGCUAGUGGAAUGGGCUCUAGCGUUUCUUCUGGGCUUGCACUCGAGAGAAAUACGCAACAAUCCAAGGCAGGACCAUUUAUGGACACGCUUUAUAGAAAGCAUCCUGCGCAACAACAGCAGCAACAUGUUCAAAGUCCAGCCUUUGGAUUUCCUGUUAGUCAGGGUCUGCCAACUAAUGCCUCAGGAUCCGCGGGGUCAUCAGGCUUGAUGCCAGGUAGCAAUGGCAACGGAUCAGGAAACUCGAGUGUUUCCGGAACUGGAAGCAGCAGUGUGGCAUCAAUGGCUGCGCAAGCUCAGUUUUUUCAGGCAGUAAUGCAGCAUAAUCCUUUCCCAUUCCCGUUUCCGACGUCUCAUUUCGGCUCCCAUAAUUUCAACGGAGCACAAAGUCUCACCCAACAGGCAGCUCAAUUUGUGAACAAUCCAUUCUAUGCCCCGCAUCUUGUGCAACAGCAGCAGGGCCAGUCUCAAAAACCGCAACAGGGUGGCCGUGUUUUCUCCGCUUUGGGGGGUUCUCAACAGCAGCAACUUUCAUCGUCAGCGUAUAGUUCGAGCCUGGCAGGAGCUUUACCGGGUGAAAAAGAUUGCAGGGAAGCUGGCGACAACAAAAUGCUGCAACGCCUUAUGUUCUCCCAGCAAACGUCAAGUAAUGGAACUGCGACGCCUCCGGUUGUGGUCGGACCAGAUGGAUGCCAGGACUUCUCCUCGUUGGGCGGUAAACACGUAGGAAAGCUGCAGCCGGGCUCAGUUCAACAACAUCCGGGAGUUCCAUCGCAGGCGGGACAACAUGCAAAUGCGUCCUUGCAUAUGAGUUUGAAAGGAAUGGAGUCGCAGGCGUCGCAAGUUCAUGGAUCUUCGGCUGCCUCCCGGGGGUCAGUUGGACCAGGCCCACUCGGACUUGCUUCGGUUGCUGCUGUAAUGGCCCCGCAAGGCCAUACAGUACUUCAAGGUAUGGCAGAUCAAGGAAGGAUGCAUCCACAUGGUCAGACGCAGACUCAUUUGCACGCAAUGCAGGCCGGGCAGCCUCGUUCUCUGAGGGUCGAUGAACUAUAUGAAGGGAACAAUCAGACCAGCGUUGACGAGAGAAAGCUUGCGGCUAAACGGUCGGCACCAAUCUCCAGAGUCGACCUUGAAGCGCUACCCAUGCAAGCAUCUCCGACGAGUGGCAGCUCUUCAUCUCGAAUGGCAAAUGCCGCAAUGAAUCUCCUGCCUGCGGGGUCGGUGUCAUCACGUCUUCAUCAAACUCAGUCUGGUGCUGCUCCUUUGCAACAACAGCCCGUCAACCAGAACAUGAAACAAGCGGCGGCUGCUGCUGCGAGAGCAAAAGCCCCGCCAGCUACUUCGGGGUCACCGGUAGCGUCCUUCAAUGAUCGAUCUUCGUUGAAUAGGAACUCCGGCAAUGGAAUGCCGUUUCCAGCCCAGGGUGGAAUGGCUGCCAUGCAAGCGACCUCGAAACAAAACCAGGUGGUGUCGCAGCAUCCACAGCUGAAGCUUUCGCAGAGGCCGUCGGUAGCAGCCGUACCUGGUGCGUCGGUAAUAGCUGCUGCCAUGUCGAAGAACCAAGUACAACCUGCUCGAAGCCCACAAAGCUCUUCACCCUCGCAGAGGCUUCCGCCUGGAAGUCCAGCUCCAGGUUCGCCAUCGGUAGCAUCGAAGCAGCAGCAGCAGCAGCAGCAGCAGCAGCAGCAGCAACAGCAACAGCAGCAACAAGGCUCUGUCAACCAGAAGAACGCGAGCAAAGCUACGUAUCCUCCACACAAGCCAGCAGCAGUGUUACCUGGGAAGCGGUCGCCUAAUGGUCCAGCGAUGCCUAAUGCAGCGCCACAAAAUCAACCAUCAUCGAAAGGCAUGCAGCAGCAGCAGCAACAACAACAACAAUUGCCGCAGCAACCUUUGCAGUCGUCACCUCAGCAUUCUCCUCACAUGAGCCAGCUGCAGCAGCACGCGAACCAGAAGCAUCAGCUACGUCAAAACCAGAUGUUCCUCCAUCAGCAGUACUUGCAGCAGCAGCAGCAGCAACAACAGCAGCAAGGACUUGCGCAGCAGCAGCAACAGCUUCCUCAGGCACCGCAGUUCCAGCUACAGGGCGCGGGUUCUCCAUCCACAAACGGGCUGUCGCUGGGAUCGCAAAGCCUGUCCCUGGGAUCAGGCAGCAACGGGACCCCUGUCAAAAACGGUGGUGGCGUUAUGGACAACAACGGUUUCGGCCAAGCCCCCAUGUCCAAGCCUGCCGCUUCCCCAGGCUCUAGAGCGUCGUCCGUGCCUUCCAUGCCGGGCACUCCGCAGCGUGUAAACGGCACUGUGGUGCCUGUGUUGCAGCACCAGGCGGGCUCUCCAAGUGCGAGCCACCAGCAGCAGCUGCAGGCGGCCGCUUUCUAUCCGGGAGGAGGACCCGCCUCGCUGAAGACGCCCGAUUCAAAGAAUGAUGCCAAUCCAUUAGCGGAGAGGUCGCCAGCGAUCCCGUCCACAUCAUCGAUGCCGUCCCCACACAAGGCAUCCGUAUCCAGCUUUUCGAGCCAGGCACCUGGGAGGCAGCAGCAGCAGCAUCCGCCUGGAACCCCUGGAGGAGGUGGUGGCGGUGGUGGUGGCAAAGGGAGCUAUGUGGGAGCAGCGUCGUGUACAGCAGCCGGAGUCGAUAACGGCGGUGCCGCGUCGUCGCAAGCUCAAGCUCUGGCGGCGUCGAAUCCAGUGGCGGCGGCGGUGGCAGCAGCCAACUUUGUAAAUUCGAGCGGAGUGAUCCAGCAGCAGGGAGGAGGAGGAGGCGGAGGUGGCGGAGGGAACGGUGGUGCAGUGUUGGCGUCGUCAAUGCCUUUGGUGGCCGCGUCGCCAAUGGCAGUAGCGUCCACAGCAGCAGCGGCGGCGGCGGUGGCCUCGAGCGGAGGAGCGCCGGGUCUGCUCGGCCAAUCUUCGGCAAGCGCGCUGAGGCCAUAAAAACAGAGAAAUGGCGGGAUGGAGGAAGUUCUACUAGUUCUUCUGGUUCUUCGUUUGAUAGCUGGCUGGCUGGCUGGAAGAUAUGUAUACUCGAAACCACCCGGCGGCGAGCGAGCGAGCGAGCGGGAAGAGAGCUCUCGAGCGAACAAAGAGAGAGACACGCAAGAACAAAAGCAAGGAAGAGGAAGGCGCGAAGAAGAGAAAAAAGAGCUCCCAGGUAAAAAGAGCAAACCUUUUUGUGAUAAAUGUCUUCGCUUCUCUCAAUCCAUGUACAUUAUCAAA